Ectocarpus sp. CCAP 1310/34 is the source of this 2487-nucleotide messenger RNA. Lineage: Eukaryota; Phaeophyceae; Ectocarpales; Ectocarpaceae. The record is from the annotation of a GenBank genome assembly.
CACAGAGCAUCCAAUCGCCAACGACACGUGUCAAUCCCUUCCUUGACCUGGCAGCAGUCACAUCCGGAAAUGGCGAAGUUUGCGGACGCCGGACGCCGACUGCCACAGCCCUGCAAGAGAUCGUCGAGACUACUGCCACGCUCGUGGUGUGCGGUGCUGCUGUCACUCGUUCUCGUUCCCUUCUUGGAGAUACGGGGCGGCUCUAUCGUCGUUGCGGCUGCUGUGGCCACUGCGGGAGUAGCCGGGGGAAGCGGAAAGGCGAAGGCCGGCGCCGGCCUCGGGGCGCCGGCGAGCGACAUCAUCACGGUCACCAGCGAAAACUUCAAAGAAACGAUAAAGGAGGGUACGUGGUUCGUCAAGUUCUACACAGAUUGGUGCCCACACUGCCAACGGUUACAGCCCACGUGGGAAGAGCUGGCGACAGAACUCAAGGGAAAGGUAAACGUGGGCCAAGUCAAUUGCGACAGAGACUACUCGCUAUGCCGACGGUUUCACGUGACAGGGUACCCGACCCUGGUGCACGUGCACAACCGAAGGAGUCGCGUUUACAAGAAAUCUCGGGGAAAAGAAGCGCUGGUGGCGUUUGCCCUCAACGGUUACAAGAAGCAAGUGGCUGUCUCGGCGCUCAAGUCGCCCUUCGGACCGUUGGAAAACUUCAAGGCCCUGAUCGCGAGGGAGGCGUUGCGCGCCAAAAAGUUCGUGGUAUCGACAAUAGAAAAGGGAACACCAAUGUGGAUGGUCUGCCUUUGUGCGGUGGCGGUGCUCGUGGUGGUGACCGUAGUUGUCGCGAGUGUGCUCGUCAGCAUCAAGCGACCAAAGGAAGACUGAACAAUCCGAUACCUCUGUGUGAAGGCGGGAAGGUUUGCCGCUGGCCUGGCCCGAAUUCGAUCGACGUCGCCUCCUCCUUGGCCGUCUUUGUUGCCCUCAAGAAGCACUUCGCCUUCGGCCUUCGGCGGAGGGAGGAAACGCCUCCGACAACCUGGAGAUAAAGAUGGAGUCUCGAAAGGGAGCAUGCGCACGUGGACUGAUGCGGUUUUGUUCCAAGACUCGGGCGUUCUUGGUCACUUGUCAGCAUAGCAAACAACCAGGCGAUUCGUUUUUGCGGGCGUGGUUGUUACUCUUAGCAGGAGUGUAGUACAACGACAUGUGUACAGAAAGGGGGUUCUCUCCAAGCAAUAUGUAUAUGCUUUUGUUUUUCUGUACCAUGCUUGUGUUGUACUAGUUCAACAUUCCCGAAGAGUUUCAUCCAGCGAACGCUCCUGACGACCUGUUGGUGUCCUCCCUACGGGGGCCGCGCCUCGCUGCUCCAGUGACACGCGCCGAUGAGACGGUCCGGGCGUGAAUCGGCCAUUCUUGUCCGACUUUGUCACACCACCGUGUGAUGUUGUACUAAAUAGGUACCUGAGGUAGCUGACAGUCCCGGACUGAGGGCUGUAUUAUGUUGCCUCGUUGGUAUCGUGUGUGCUUGAAGUACGUACCGAGCGGUUUGGGCAGGGAAAUUUUUUAUCUCGUCGGAGUCUCGUUGUCGUAGCGGACUCGGCAGAGAAGGUGAUUAUGGGGCAGAAGGGGGGGUGAUGGGGAAUCAGCAGUUCGAACAACAGGUCGUGUAGCUGGAUGCUGACCCGCAGCAACAGUGCUACCCCCGUGCUACGUCGGACCGCUCCGAGGUGUACCACGUGUGUAGCAUCUAGAUUUUGCUUGUCCCAGGACGUUGAUGGCACCAUAUUUGUGUCGAAGUUGGUUUAGGGUGGCGCCUUUCCGGCGCAAGUGGGUGUGGGUGUCUUCCAAGUAGAAUCACCCGCGCUGUUUUGUGUUUCUUCUUCUUGCAUUGGUUUCGACUGCUGUGUAGGCUACAGGCCGACAGGCUAAGGCCUGUGAAACGAGGUCAGCAGUGUCAGCCACACUCAUGAGUGUGUGUACACUGCACUUCGUUUGACAGCUGCUGUAGCUCGUGCCAACAGAUCAACCUGAUGAAUAUUGAAGUUUCCCAUUUUGUGUUGGUGUGUGUGGUAUGGCGAGCGUCAAGUUUCUUCAAAACAGGUUGCCUCGAACAGCCUUUUUGCGGCGGCGCGGACGGGUGAAGGCCUUCUAUCGUCCAUGAUGUACCACCACAAAUAUGUCUUCAGUCGUUUGCGAAGUUCCCCGAGAAAGGCCAGGCAGCACCCUGCUUCUAUCGUUAUGCGAGUGGCUUCUAGGACAGCAUAUGUCCACGUGUAGUCUAGACUCAAUGGCCAGCAGUGAACAGAUAGUAUGUGUGUUCCAUACCUGGGGAGCCCUCUCGGCGCAGGCGAAAAACAUGUUUCUUGGCUACAUCCAGCAGGUUACGCGAUGAGAUAUGAACGAGCGCCGCCUCCUUUGUUCACAUUGCUUGGACGACGUUUCCCCUUUUUUCGUCCGGUUGUUGUCGUCGUCCCGUCGACGUUCAUCAUUCUGUUAUUUUGGCUCCCGUCUCUGCACAGCCUUUGGGUGUACCGGGUGAUCUCACAG